This is a messenger RNA of Sycon ciliatum, 2153 nucleotides long. RefSeq lists its product as uncharacterized. The record is from RefSeq and is a predicted model, not a curated record. The coding region runs from base 495 to 1349 and encodes 284 amino acids. The transcript is spliced from 3 exons. NCBI's taxonomy places the organism in Eukaryota, Metazoa, Porifera, Calcarea, Leucosolenida, Sycettidae.
GAUUUUGAAAAGACGCCACUCCACUUGCAUCCUCUGCGCUGCACGCUCCACGUCUAGGUCUGUUGCCAGUAAUUUUGUUCCAGUAAAAAGCAGCUUUGUGCUUGAGCAAGUCAGAGGCACUUUGCUGCGGUAGCUAAACAUUUACGGUGAGCAUUUCACGGUCUUCUUCGGCCAAAACGUUGGAUAGUGAUUUGCGUGUGUAAACUUCGUACGCUUGAGUUUCCUGCGUGUGGCAGUGUCGGUUUGCUUGUGGAAGCUGAGCCUGACACGGACGGUGCAGCGACUGACAGAGACUUCAGAGGUGCUGGUAGCGUAUGUGCUGGUAGUGAGCUUCAGAAAGGAAACGUCAGCCGGCUAGUUGCAUCGCUCUGUUGAUCAGUGUAUAGAUCGCGCGAGAGAGGGAGAGAGAGUCGGACUGGGGAGUUUGUGCUCCCUAUCAGUUACACGAGAAAAGCAACACACGACGUGCUGUCGUUACUGCUGUUGCUGCUGCCAUGACGAGGAGGUGUGUUGGGGGUUGGUACCGCCAUGGCGGGUCUGCUCAGCAGAAGUCACUGUACGCAUCCUGGAGCUGUUCGUGUCGAUUCGCCAUCACUCUGCUGGUGUUGGCCGUGGCUACUUCGCAUGCACGCGCCCAGGUUGCAGGUGGUGGUGGUGGCGGCAGCAGCAGCAGCAGCAGAGGAGGCAGUACGAUAGGCAUUGUUGUCUCAUCCAGUGGAUUUGAUCUGUUUCUUGAAACUCCCGCCACGGAAAGCAACGGCAAUGCUGGCGAGAGCGGCGUCAGGGACGACUCGUCGGCCAUGUCCCAGUCGCAGGCGCAGAAGCUGGGAUACGCCGGUGCUGGCGUGGCCGGUGUACUCAGCCUGUUCUUCAUCAUCCUGGUCACCCGACUCUGGACUAUACAUUCCAUUACGCGCCGCGACCACCACGGCUCCUCCGGCAAGUAUCACCGAACGCCGUCAAACUACAGCCCCCGUGCAAGCAAGGAUGCUUCGGAUCCUGCCAUUAUCGAGGCAACCAUAGCGCACAUCAACCAAACGGAAUCCUACGUCCCAACCAGUGCCCGGCCGGAAAGAGCACAGGAGCUCGACGAACCGCUGAAGGUUGUUUCGGUGUGUCCAAGCGCCUCUCACACAACGUCACCCACAGUCGUGCAGACAUCGAGUAAUGGCACCCAUCCGCAGCUCAAGACGAGUUCAUCCAUCGUGAGCAAUGGCCGCCCCAAGGUUAUACGCAUUCACUCCGAGUUCGAGGAGAUGGAAUCGGAUGAGGAGGCACCACCCGUUCCAAAGAAAAAGUCAGGUGCGUCCAAGCUGAAAAUUGAAAAGGCCAAAAAGGAAGCCAAGUGACUAUGCUCUGUGGAAAACUGGAUGAGGCCAUUUUUUAAUUUUUUUUGUACCGACAAGGGGCUGUAUAGCCCCAGACAAUGAGUGGGGGCUCUCGGGCAAAGCUAGGUUUUGGGAUACGAAUUUUUCUUUUUUUCUUUAUUGUGUUGAGCGGUUAAGUUGAUUAGGAACCGCACCAUAGUCUGUACAUAUUUGACCCCGUAAGUUAUCGUAUCCCUGCAAGAUACCUGUCACACAUCUAGACACAUACACAUCUAGACACAUAGCGGCUUUCAAGGGGACCGGACCGCUGGAUUUGACAUUAUCCAAAGACGUUGCCAAUGCCCUUUUUGCCUUCUUGAAACUUUUUUUGGUUGUCACUGUUUUGGACCGUCGAUUAGCAGUGUUAGUAUAUUGUUACAAAGUGUACCAUGAAGCCGCAGUGACUCUGAUCACAGGCUUUGUGUGCAAAGUCUGCUGGUCUCAUCCAUGGCACGUGUGUAGUGUGGCCAAGACUGAUUGACAUCCCGUGAUGGUGUUGGCGCUCAUUCCAUUGUGAAACAUGCUCGAAUCCACCAGGUGAAUUCAUGUGAUGUGAAUGUUCUUGUAUUAGGUCACAUCACACUCUGUGUAUAUACGCACCAUUGUGGCUCUCCUAACUCUAUAUCUUCGUGAUAUGUUUGCUGCCAAAUUUCAACUGAAUGAUGAAGGGAACACUUUUUUAAAUAGGCCCAUGAAUAUUAUAGUAUUAUUAUAUUUCGUGUAGGGAGCACCUUUCCUUUUUUAUUUAGUUUUUUUUUUGUAAGAAUAUUAACAUUUUCUACUCUC